UCUCCUCCGCAAGCAACAUGAAGUACCAGGCCGUCCUCAUCUUUGCUCUCGUCUUAUGUAGCAGUCAAGGGCAAGGCCGAAAGUUGUGCGGACGAAAACUGUCCGACAUCUUAGGGUAUUUAUGCGCAAACCCGUUGACAAGUAAAGAAGAUUUGGACAGUUUUCAAAUGAAACGAUCCGAGAACUCUUACAACUCAAUAACCAAUGCUGUCGACUGGCCCUGGAUCCCACAUCAUAAAGCCAAGGGGAUUAGGAACAAGCGUGAAAUCAUCGAGGAGUGUUGCGAUAAGUCCUGCACCAUUGACGAACUCAUGGAAUAUUGUUAAAAUAUGCUAUAAACUUCAACAUAAGAUCAUUGUAGCAGAAUUGUAAAAUCUAUGUUAGCGAUGUUCUUAACGGGUUCCUAUGCAUGGAAAUAAAAUCUAGUUAUAAAUUAUGUUA
Pieris napi is the source of this 441-nucleotide messenger RNA. Its product is annotated as bombyxin B-1 homolog. NCBI's taxonomy places the organism in Eukaryota, Metazoa, Arthropoda, Insecta, Lepidoptera, Pieridae. Gene Ontology annotation, cellular component: extracellular region. The transcript has 2 exons. Gene Ontology annotation, molecular function: hormone activity. The record is from RefSeq and is a predicted model, not a curated record. Bases 18 to 326 code for a protein of 102 amino acids.